Solenopsis invicta (red fire ant) is the source of this 1690-nucleotide messenger RNA. RefSeq names its product chitobiosyldiphosphodolichol beta-mannosyltransferase (gene Alg1). Gene Ontology annotation, cellular component: endoplasmic reticulum. Lineage: Eukaryota; Metazoa; Arthropoda; Insecta; Hymenoptera; Formicidae. Gene Ontology annotation, molecular function: mannosyltransferase activity. The transcript has 6 exons. Bases 63 to 1445 code for a protein of 460 amino acids. The record is from RefSeq and is a predicted model, not a curated record.
AAAAUUUUAUAAUUAAAUUAGCCAAUUGGCGACGUGGACAAUUGAACACCACUCCUUUUUAAAUGUUCGAUCUGCCGCGCAAAACCAUAACACCAUCUGUUCCAUUUUCAUUCGAGAUGUUGACACUGUUGAUAUUAUUGCUUUUUCCGCUGGUUUUUUUCGUCGUUCGUAAAUACUGCCUGAGAAAAUUCAAAUCUGGCAAAAAUGUUUGUGUGUUGGUGCUCGGUGAUAUUGGCAGAAGCCCGCGGAUGCAGUAUCACGCGGUUUCGUUCGCACGAGAGGGCUUUACCGUGGAUAUUAUAGGUUAUCCUGGCUCGCCGCCGAUAAGAGAGAUCAGCGAGAAUGCGCGCGUGCGAGUCCACUACUUGCGACCGCCUCCCGAAUUGCGAGAUAGAUUACCACGUCUUCUCUGUUACGUGAUAAAAGUUGUUUGGCAAACUGUUGAUCUCUCAUGGAUGUUGCUUCGUAAACAUAUGUCUGAUUUACUAAUAACACAGAAUCCACCUGCUAUACCAACCAUUCCAGUAUGCUGGCUAUAUUGUGCAUUGAUAGAAGCACAAUUUAUGAUUGAUUGGCACAAUUAUGCUCAUUCAAUUAUGGCAUUAAGCCUGGGAGAAAAUCACAUUUUAGUUAUAUUGGCAAAAAUUAUUGAAACAACAUUUGGUUAUAGGGCGAAGCAUAAUUUCUGUGUCACCAAAGCAAUGAAAGAAGAUUUGGAAAAGAGAUGGGAUAUUCGAGCAAAGGUCCUGUAUGAUAGGCCAACAGAUAAAUUUCAUCCAAUAACUUUAGCAGAGAGAAAUGAAUUUUUGCGUAAGUUAGUUGAAAAGUAUAAUAUAUCAAUACCUUCAAAAGGUACUAAAAGAUCUGGCUUGAUUGUAUCCAGCACUAGCUGGACUGAGGACGAAGAUUUCUCGAUCCUGUUAUGUGCAUUACAAGAGUAUGAAGAUGCGUGUGAAGAUGGCGAGUUAAAUUUACCAGAUUUGGUCUGUGUAAUAACUGGCAAAGGACCAUUAAAAGACUUCUAUAAGGCUAUUAUUAACUUAAAAAAAUGGAAACAUGUUGAAGUAAAGACACCAUGGCUUGAGAAUGAAGAUUAUCCCAAAAUAUUAGCUAGUGCAGAUUUAGGUGUAUGCCUUCACAUCUCAUCCAGUGGAUUAGAUUUACCAAUGAAAGUCGUUGACAUGUUUGGCUGCCGUUUACCAGUUUGCGCAUAUAAUUUUAAUUGCUUAUCCGAAUUAGUGAGGCAUAAUGACAACAGUUUGGUGUUCACGAACGAGAAAGAUUUGGCUGAACAAUUGAAAAUGUGGUUCCGAGAUUUCCCUAAUAAUGAGACACAACGACAGUUGUAUGAAAAAUUUCAAGGAAACAUGUUCACAUCGCAGCAGAAUGAUAAUGAUUGGCACAGUAAUUGGAAACUGAACGUAUUGCCUUAUUGUCAAGAGUGAUUUCUAGUGUGUACUUUGUACUGUUUUGAAGAGACAUUAUCGUUUCAGAGGUAAAAAAACAUGACUUUUUUUACAUUUUGUGAAGGUAUAUAUUUUUAAAAAUUUAUCCUUAAAUUUUUCGAAAAAAGCGAAAAAUUGUGGAAGUUGCAGCCUAUUAUUAAAUUUUAUUCAACUUUUAUCCAACUAUUUUUUAUUCAACUAUUUUAUCUAAGCUAUCGUUUGAGACUACUCAGAACUUGAUCGGU